AUUCAUCAUAUUUUAGAUUGUCAAUUUACAGCAACAACAACCAACAACCAUCAAUUCAAUAUAAUAUAAGUUAGUCAAGUCAUUCAUUCCAAUGUCAACAACAUUUGUCAUACAUGUUGACCACCAUCAUCAUCAUCAUCAUCGAUGACCAAAAUGACAGCCAACCACUUUUGAGAAUUGAUUAUCAUCAUCAUCAUCAUCAUCGGUUAAUGUAACAGAACCCCGAUCAGCAGUAAAUACAAAAACAAAAUGAUCCGAUCGUAAAUUGUCGCUGUGGCUGAUUCGUUUGUUUGUUUGUUUGUUGCAAUUGUUUUAUUCAAAACGAUGAUGGCUACUUUAUGGAGAAUGUCAAUCAUUUCUGGGUGUAUAAUAAUAAUAAUAAUGAUUAUUGUGACAAUUAUUGAAUCACUAGAAUUGUCGCCAACCUCAGUCAAUCAACGAAAUGAAAACAAUGAUGAUGAUGGUGGUGGUGGCAAUAAUAAUCGUCGACGACGACUAGGACAAAUUUACUGUGAUUUAAAUCGAAUGUGUCUAUGCCAGAAUUAUACGGCCCAAUAUAUGGACGUGACCUGUGUUAAUGUUCCAUUCGAUUCUCUACCCGAUCUAAGUCGUAUGAUGAACAAUGAAUCGAAUACAUUUGGUCCACAUCUUUAUCGGGUUCGAAUUCAUGGUGCCCGUCAAUUAACACGCCUCAAUGAUCGGAAUUCGUUCGCCCGUCUAAUCACAUUAGCAUCGUUAUCGAUUACUAAUACUCGGCUUUCUUACGUCGAUGGCAAUGUAUUUCGUGAUUUGGCCAUAUCACGAACGUUGACCACGUUAGAUUUGUCGUAUGGGCAUCUGGUUGACAUACCGAUCGAAGCGCUUGAUCACCUAGAACAGCUACAAUGGUUAUCGCUCAAAGGCAAUCAAAUCGAAGUUAUAAAACAUAGGCCAUUACAUCGUUUACAAAAGUUACGAACGUUAUUGCUCAACGAAAAUCGCCUGUUUAUCAUCGAUGAUGGUUCAUUUUCUCAAUUAACCUCACUUGAACAAAUUGACUUUGCUUCUAAUAUGAUCGAACGAGUUGAAGGCAAUCCUUUCCCACCAUCGCUUCGUUCACUAUCCAUAUCAAACUGUUUGUUACGGAAAAUUCCAUUCGAUGCAAUCGAACCUUUAGCCAAAUUGGAAAUGUUACAACUGCAGGGCAAUCUAAUCGCCCAUCUUUCACCAUUCAAACUAUCGGUUCGGCGAAUUCAAUUAAUCGAUCUUAGUCACAAUCUGAUUGGUCAACUACCCGACAAUCUUUUUGCCAAUUUUCAAUCACCAAAUCGGAUUGCCGAUCAAAAUCUAAAACGAAAUGAGAAUAAUAGUACUCGAUUCACAACCGGCCAUUUAGGGAAAUAUUCCAGCUGGAACAAUGAUGUUGAUGACAGCCGAACGAACUUGAAUGAAUCCAUAGAUGUAGAUGAAGAGCUUCGAAUCGAACAGCUCUAUCUGGAUUUCAAUUUCAUUCAAUCACUUGGACCUGAUUUAUUUCGUUCGAUUCGAUUGGACAAGCUUUCCAUCUCGAAUAAUCGGUUAUCGAGCGCCGGUCUUUCACAUACGGCUACAUUUGAUGGGCCCACCGCUCGAUCAUUGAAAGUGUUAGAUGUUAAUUACAAUCUAAUCGACAAAUAUCCGAUCGCCUUCCGUGAAUUGAUCGGAUUGAGACAGCUUCUCAUGAAAAAUAACCGAAUUCAAACGAUCGAUCCGCCCGAUGCAUUUGGCGCUUCGUCUAAAACACUAGAAGUGCUUGAUCUUUCCCAAAAUCUUAUUGAACAAAUGCCUACAGCUGCUUUCAAUACGCUUCGAAAUCUAGUCAAACUAAAUCUACAUGACAAUGCUAUAAGCCGUUUGGAUAGUGAUGAUUUGGUUGGUUGGUGUGGCCCCCGUUUGAAAUCAUUGACAUUAUCGAAAAAUAACCUAGUUUAUUUAUCAGCCGAUGCUUUCCGUGCUUGUCGCCAAUUGAAUGAACUACGGCUUGGUGGAAAUCGUUUGCUUCAAAUUCAACCAGUUCAAUUAGCUCAAUAUAUGAAUCGAUUACAAUUUCUUGACCUUAGUUCAUUGGCCAACGUCGAUUGGACCGACACAAACACUAGCGAAACAAAAUUUUCUCAUGUCAAAUGGCUACAAUUUGAUUUCAAUGAAUUACGUUGGAUUCCUAGCCACUUGAUUCAUCUAUUUCCGGGUAUCAAACAUCUAGAUUUACAGAAUAAUCAUAUCGAUUCAAUAGCGGCAAAUCGACUUAGUGAAGCCAAACAUUUACAAUCGGUGAUUGUGAGUUAUAAUCACCUGACAAGAAUACAUCGAGAUUCAUUUGCUCGUCUAGCUAAACUGGAAAGUCUAACCCUUUAUUUCAAUCGAAUCGAACGUCUUGAUUCAGGAGCAUUCAAUGAGUUGCCUCGACUACAGUCACUGGUUUUAUCUCGCAAUCAAAUUAAUUACAUAGAACCGGGAACUUUUGUCAAUAUGGCUAAUGAAAGUAAUUCUUUGACAUUAUUGCUCGAUGGUAAUCGACUUGAAUGUUUGUCGAUCGAUCCAUUCCUUCAGAUACGGCAGCCCGCAGCAUUCUCCACUAACGAUGCUAACGACGACGACAACAAUGUCGGUGAUGGUGAUGAUGGAGACCAAUUUGCUCUCUAUUUGAAUGUAUCGAAUAAUCAAAUAAAAACUUUGGCAAAUUGUCAAAAUUCAGCCAUCACAACGACAAACAACAUCAACAGCAACAACAACAAAAAUUGGGCAAACACGGCUCAUCAUCAUCAUCAUCAUCAUCGUAAUCAACGCGAACAAACAUUGGCUGUACGUGUUCUCGAUUUAUCGGCCAAUCAAAUUGAACAAUUGAGGCCUCGUUUUCUCAAACAAUUUUGUGGCAAAACUUUGUCAAUGUUAGCUAAUCAUAACUUAAUUCGCCGCUUACCCCUACAUCUGUUCGGGGUCGGUUAUUGUGCUCAAUUACAGUCACUAUCGCUCAAUCAUAAUUACAUCGUCGACCUACAGCUCGAUCCCGAUGAUGAUGAUGGUGAUGAUGUUGAUGACGACAAUAAAACAUUGACAACAACAGUGGACAACAACAACAACAGUCGAAAAGCUUCAUUUGUCAUACAAACAUUGAGCUUACAGCAUAAUCUUAUCAAAGAUUUGGCUCGAUUUUAUCGGCUGUUUGUUCGUUGUUCGCGACUUAAAUCGCUACAUUUGAAUGACAAUCAGAUCCAAUGGAUACCGGCCAAUCUAUGGGAUCGCACGUCCAUCGUUACAUUAAAUCUGGCCAAUAAUCGACUCACGCUUGAUGAUGACAAAGGUCAAUCACCGAUCGAUCGAUGCUUUGGUAUCGGAACAACGCUCAAAUAUCUAGAUUUAUCUAAUAACCUGCUUCGUACACUACCGGAACGUAUUGUUUAUUGUGACAAUCUUAAUGAAUUAAUUUUGUCAAACAAUCAAAUUCAAUCGUUUGAUUAUGCUACUGCAAUUGGCACUUCGAAAGCUGCCCGUUUAAUCAGUCACCUGCAACGAUUAGAUCUGGAUCAUAACCCAUUGAAUAUCCAUGUGAACGGAAGAAAAACAUUCGAUUGGUUGAGCACGGAUUCUCCAUCGUUAUCUGUACUACGAUUAAGUCAUGUGAACAACAUGGCCACAUCAUUAGACGAACUAAAUCUUGGUGAAUUGAACCUUCCUUAUUUACAUACACUCGAUUUGAGUGGCAAUAAUAUUUCACAUAUAGCAAGCCGUCUACUGUCUCGUAGUCGUAAUGUUCGUCAAUUGAAUCUGGCCAUUAAUCAACUACGUGAAGUGCCGAAACAUAUCUGGAAAUAUGUGACCAGAUUACAAUGGCUUUCACUUCGUAACAAUCCAAUCGAUAUACUUGAUUCGCUUAGUUUUGCCGGUUUAAAAUAUCUUCGCCAUUUAGAUAUUCGUGGACUGAAUCUCCAAUACAUUGAUUCCAGAAUUUUCAUCUAUCAAAGUCAAAUAUUGUCGUUGAAAAUAAGUACAUAUCCACAGAUUCGUUCGUUUCGUUUACAAGAUAUUCUAUCUAAAUGUGAUUCACUUCAAACAAUUGUUGUUGAUGUUCGCGAACCAACACUUUCACAUCAAAUACAAUGGGCUUUUGGUGGUAAAUUACGAGAACUUGUUAUAACGGGCCAUAAUUUAGCCGUCAUAGUGCCGGAUGCAUUUCAAGGAUUGAACAAUGCUAAUGAUCUGAUUGUGAGAAUAACAAAUACAAGUGUUAGACAUUUACCUGAUUCAUUACUUCGAUAUUUGGCCGAUAUUCGUUACAUAACUAUCGAUCUGAGGGGCAAUCUUCUUCGUACGGUUAGUCCUUCAGUCUUUUUCACCAACAUUGAUAAUUAUCGACAUUCAUGGAAAACAUGGCAAUCACGGCAAUUAUUAGGUGGUAUCAUUCUUGAAAAUAAUCCACUUGUUUGUGAUUGCAACCUGCUUUGGAUCAGUCAAUGGAUGCGUGAAGUAUUCACCGAAAUGAAAAGCAUCAAUGUCGAAGCAGCUAUUCAUGCUAAAGCCAAAUUAUCGUUAAGUCGAUGUGCUAGGCCUUCAUGUUAUCACCAUCCUGAACGCCAACAACAACAAAGUAGCUCCAAAAAUGUUGUUUUAUCCAACAUUACAUCGAUAUCGUCUUCCGUAUCGAUUAUCGAUCUUCGUAAUGAAGACCUAUGUAAUCAAAAUUGUCAACAGGAAGCCAUGACAGUAUGGCAAAGGUCAUCUUCUUCUUCUUCGUCAUUUCAUCACUAUAUUAAUUCGAUUUUUGUCCUAUCAAUUACUUUUCGUGUGAUGUUCAUUGUUGCAAUCCACUAGAGAUUGAAUAUUAUAUGUGUAUCCCAAUAUCAUUAUUUAGAGUUUUUGA
Dermatophagoides farinae (American house dust mite) is the source of this 4876-nucleotide messenger RNA. Lineage: Eukaryota; Metazoa; Arthropoda; Arachnida; Sarcoptiformes; Pyroglyphidae. The record is from RefSeq and is a predicted model, not a curated record.